Peromyscus eremicus (cactus mouse) is the source of this 818-nucleotide messenger RNA. RefSeq names its product autophagy related 12 (gene Atg12). Gene Ontology annotation, cellular component: cytoplasm; phagophore assembly site membrane; Atg12-Atg5-Atg16 complex. Gene Ontology annotation, biological process: C-terminal protein lipidation; nucleophagy; autophagosome assembly. Bases 43 to 468 code for a protein of 141 amino acids. The transcript has 4 exons. The record is from RefSeq and is a predicted model, not a curated record. Lineage: Eukaryota; Metazoa; Chordata; Mammalia; Rodentia; Cricetidae.
GCGCCGCUACGUCACUUCCGCCAUCGACUCUCCGCGAGCAAGAUGGCGGAAGAUCCUGAGGCUGUGCUUCAGCUCCCUUCUUCAGCGGCCGCGGCCGGCGGCGAGAGCCUUUCGGAGCUCUCCCCCGAAACAGCCACCCCGGAGCCCCCAUCUUCGGCCGCGGUCUCGCCGGGGACGGAGGAACCUCCUGGUGACACCAAGAAAAAAAUUGACAUCUUGCUAAAGGCUGUGGGAGAUACCCCUAUUAUGAAAACAAAGAAAUGGGCUGUAGAGCGAACCCGAACCAUCCAAGGACUCAUUGACUUCAUCAAAAAGUUCCUUAAACUUGUGGCCUCAGAACAGUUGUUUAUUUAUGUGAAUCAAUCCUUUGCCCCUUCCCCAGACCAAGAAGUUGGAACUCUAUAUGAGUGUUUUGGCAGUGAUGGUAAACUGGUCCUACAUUACUGCAAAUCGCAGGCGUGGGGAUGAGCCACAGAUGAACUACUUGAUAUCUUCACAGAAGAAAAGGCUCAGAGAAGUGUUGAUACUGUGGGCAGAGACUUAGUGGCUAUCCAAUACUCAGCAUGAAUCUGCUAUGAGUUGUGCUUAUGUGUAAGAAAACAUCAUAGAGUAAAUGGACUGAAAAAUGAGGUUUUGCCACCAUAAAAUCAUGAAAGUUUAGUGUGCCCAUUACCCCCACACAUUCCUGUUUCAGAUCUGUCUCCAAGGUUAGGAAGGGGACUAGAACUCUUGUCUGUUGUGGUUUUCAGGAUGACUGAAGUUCUGUACUUGUGGAGUUGGCACUGUGUUGUUUCCAUGGUAAAAACUAAUUCACUAAA